AUGCUGCCGACUUACGCCGAUGACGACUGCGACGAAUGCACCCCAGCGUCUAUGCACCCGGGUCGGUUCACGAGCAAAGCUGCCUUUUCGACCCUUCCUUUCGUCGCUACCUUCGCGGUCCUGACCAUCGUCGCCUACCGCAAGGUGUAUCCUCUCUUGUCACAGACUUCUUCCGCCAACAAGAGUCAGGAUGCCCCCAGCGGCGGUGGCAGCGGCAAAGGUCUCCCCAGACCAGCGACCGCAGCGCCCGAGCCCGCCACGCAACAGCUCGCCCGCCGUGUCGCGGCCAUUACAUUUGCAUCCACGAUCGCCCUCUCUGCCGUGUUGACGGAACUGCUCCUCUGCGAGAUUUCGAACUCGUUCAACCCUACGGCCAGGAGCAUAGCCCUGCAGAUCACCGUGGUCAGUCUGUUGGGCUUACUGGUCGUGGCCAUUCCGCUGCUGGGCAUCUCGUCCGUGGUUGCGAAGUCAGGUUACAAAUUCCGGGGCGAGAAGAAGAGGAGCCGCGCCCAUCUGGCGUGGCUGCUGGAAUUUGCUGGCUACGCCGGCUUUCUCUUCGGCUUCUGGGCGAUCGGGGCGCUCCUCCCCGACGCACCCACCCUCACCAUCACGGAGAGCAUAACGCGGCAGUCGGGCCUCUUUCAAGCGUGUCUGGAUCGACUGGGCAUCACGGGCGUGUCGCUAAUGGCGCUGCUCUCGGGCUUCGCGUCCGUCAGCGCCAUCUGGCAGAGCUUUGGACCCAAGGCGCGUAUCGUCGCCGACACGGACAUCACGCGCAAACAAGCCGGCCUCGACGCCACCAUGGACAUGCUCCUCGAGAAAAAGGAGCGUCUGCGUAUGAUGGAGUCGAUGUCGCCUGCGACUCAGAGCCACCACAGCCCGAUCCAGAGCUUCUGGAGCCGCACCGUCGGCGCCGUCCGCAAGAACACGUAUGACCAGCAGAAGGAUGUGCUGGAGAUGGAGGCCUCCGGGCUCGAGACCAUGGCCUCCUCGCUCGAGACAUCACUCUCGAUCCUCCGAGCCCGACGUGCGAAUCAGCUCAAGGCCACGACCCCCACGGGGAGACUCUCGUUGGCCUUCUCACACAUCUUCGCCUGCUACUGCGUCUACCGCAUCUGUACCACCACCAUUAACAUCAUUCGGCGGACACUGCUCUCUUCCUCUGCCUCUACCCUUUCUCCUUCCGCUGCUACUACUUCCACCACCACCACCUCCUCUGACACCGACCCCGUGACGUACACGAUCGCCCUCUUCGCGCGCCACGUCUACCCCUCGCUCGACCAGGCGUCCUGGGCACAGCAGAUCUCGUUCCUCCUCUCCGGGGCCAUGCUCCUCGCGUCCUUCACGGCCGUGACGCAAACGUUCCACCUCUUCGCCCGCUUCAUGCCGUCGGUCCUGCACGCCACCAAGACCAACUUUGCGCUCCUGAUCAGCCAGAUCAGCGACAUGUACGUCAUCAGCUCGGCCCUGAUGCUCCGUGGCAUGAUGCCCAAGGAGGUGGGCAGCGUGAUCAACACGGCGCUGGGCGCGGGGCUGCUCGAGCCCGCGUGGGUGCAGAGGUGGUUCGAUGGCUUUUUCAUGCUCGCCGUCGUCGCCACGGCCGUGGGUCUGUACCUGGGGAGACACGUCUCGGGCGCGGCCACGUGGGAGGACGACGCGGGUUGGGACUUGGCCAUGGAACUGGGCAAGGAGUCAUGA
Molecule: messenger RNA, 1698 nt
Organism: Cladophialophora carrionii CBS 160.54
Lineage: Eukaryota; Fungi; Ascomycota; Eurotiomycetes; Chaetothyriales; Herpotrichiellaceae
Exons: 1
Coding region: 1-1698 (565 amino acids)
Cellular component (GO): membrane
Source: RefSeq, a predicted model, not a curated record